AUGGAGUCGACUGCUUUGAAUGGGAGGAUGGCCCGAUGGCAGAUCUUAUUGUCUGAAUUUGAUAUAGUCUAUGUGAGUCAAAAGGCUGUAAAAGGGAGUGCAAUAGCUGACUUUCUGGCUAGUAGAGCUCUGGAGGAUUACGAGCCGUUGAGUUUCGAUUUCCCAAAUGAGGACUUGAUGUAUGUAGCGGCUACUGAAGAAAAUCCCCAAGAUGGUCACAAUUGGAAGCUAAACUUUGAUGGAGCCUCGAACGCUGUGGGCAAUGGAAUUGGGGCAGUCUUAGUAUCCCCGAACGGUGAUCAUUAUCCUUUCACUUGCAAAUUGGAUUUUAACUCUACAAACAAAAUGGUAGAAUACGAAGCGUGUAUCAUGGGCAUUCGUGCAACUAUAGAGCGUGAAAUUAAUGUGCUAGAGGUCUGUGGGGAUUCGGCAUUGGUAAUAUACCAACUCAAGGGAGAAUGGGAAACGAGAGAUCCCAAAUUAGUCAGUUAUCAAAAUUUGGUCCUUGAAUUGAUUAAAGAGUUUGAGGACAUUACUUUUUGCUAUCUCCCACGAGACGAGAACCAGAUAACCGAUGCACUGGCUAGGCUAGCCUCCAUGAUCAAAGUGAAUAGACAGGAGGACAUGAAGCCUAUCCAGAUGAGCAUCUAUGAGGGCCCGGCUCAUUGUUAUAAUAUCGAAGAGGGAGAAAGGGAUGAUAGUCCUUGGUAUCAAGAUAUACUACGAUAUGUAAAGAAUCGUGAGUACCUUGGCCAGGCAACUGAUAAUGAUAAGAGGACUCUGAGAAGACUAGCCAUUGAUUACGUCAUAGAUGGGGAGAUCUUAUACAAGAGAGGAAAAGAUCAGUUACUAUUAAGAUGUGUAGAUGCCGUGGAAUCUAAGAAAAUCUUGGAGGAGGUCCAUGAGGGCAUCUGCGGAACGCAUGCUAGUGGGUUCACGUUGGCUAGAUAG
Messenger RNA from Gossypium raimondii (Peruvian cotton), 951 nucleotides. RefSeq lists its product as uncharacterized. The record is from RefSeq and is a predicted model, not a curated record. The transcript has a single exon. Gene Ontology annotation, molecular function: nucleic acid binding; RNA-DNA hybrid ribonuclease activity. Bases 1 to 951 code for a protein of 316 amino acids. NCBI's taxonomy places the organism in Eukaryota, Viridiplantae, Streptophyta, Magnoliopsida, Malvales, Malvaceae.